This is a messenger RNA of Mauremys reevesii (Reeves's turtle), 1456 nucleotides long. It is a transcript of the gene ZMAT4, whose product is annotated as zinc finger matrin-type 4. Gene Ontology annotation, cellular component: nucleus. Lineage: Eukaryota; Metazoa; Chordata; Testudines; Geoemydidae. Bases 174 to 1022 code for a protein of 282 amino acids. The record is from RefSeq and is a predicted model, not a curated record. The transcript has 9 exons. Gene Ontology annotation, molecular function: nucleic acid binding; zinc ion binding.
UUUAAGGGAGAGAGAUACUGACUUGCAGUACAAAGGGCAGAGAGCUGCUGGCAGUACAAUCCAGCUGCUACAGGGAAGAGCUGAGACUGGCUUUUAGGAAAUGCUUCUGUAGCUGGCCCCAGAAGAAGCUGAGGAACCACCAAUUCAAGGCAGGGGCUGCAGAUCUUGUGAAGAUGCUGAUGACUGAGGUGUUUCUUAGAAAUGUUUUCACAGCACUUCUGGUCAUCAGACUGAAACAUGUCACCAUACACUGCAGCAAGCAGAGCAAGCAGAUGAAGUCGUCUGAUAUUGACCAGGAAUUAUUCACUGAAAGCUAUUGCAAAGUGUGCAGUGCUCAGCUAAUAUCAGAAUCUCAGAGGGUGGCACAUUAUGAGAGUCGGAAACAUGCGAGCAAAGUGAGACUUUACUACAUGCUACAUCCCAUAGAUGGAGGCUGCCCGGCCAAGAAGCUCCGAUCAGAAAACGGCAGUGAUGCUGACGCAGUGGACAAAAACAAAUGCUGCACGCUGUGUAACAUGUCCUUCACCUCAGCAGUGGUGGCCGAAUCACAUUACCAAGGCAAAAUCCAUGCCAAAAGGUUAAAACUGUUGCUAGGUGAACAGCCAGCACUAAAGGCCACAGCUCUGCUAUCAAAGUUCUGUUCCUCAUCACCCAAUGUGAACAUGGGCUGGAACACCAAAGAAACCACUCUGAGUUCACUAAAGCAGCCACAUGCGGAUAGUUCUCCUGUGGUGUCUUCACCUCACCAAAGAAGAGACUCAGACAGGUACUGCCAGCUCUGUGCAGCCUGGUUCAAUAACCCCAUGAUGGCACAACAACAUUAUGAUGGCAAAAAGCACAAAAAGAACGCAGCCAGGGCCGACUUAUUACAACAACUAGGGAAGACAUUGGAUCUAGGAGAGCUGCGAGGUCUGAAGCGUAGUUACACUUGUAACAUCUGUAAUGUCACUCUAAACUCAAUAGAACAGUAUCACGCUCAUCUGAAGGGCUCCAAACAUCAGACCAACCUGAAGAAUCAAUAGUGAUUCAUCAGUCAAAAGAAGGAAAAAACAUCAAGAUUUUUUCUGCAAAGAAGAGUCUAUUAACCAAUAAAAAGGAUGCUUUCUUGGACAAUGAGCAUUUCCUAUGUGGAUUCAUUAAUUAACGUAUAACUAAAUCUUCACUUUGGACAAAUACAUGGAUUUUCUUUUUUAAUUUUGUGGUGAGUUAAAAUAUUUGGAUGGAUUUUUUUUUUUACCCUUUCAAGAUAAUAUAUUCAGCACACGGUCUAACUUAUGAUAAAUAUCCUUUAAGAAACAGCAUCUAAACAUCACUCAUCCUCAAAGACAGUGGAAAUAAAAUAUUUUAUUUUUUUCAUAUUUAUUCUUAGAUUUCUUCUGAGAAUAUAAAAUUGCUCUAUUAAAUUAUCCAUGAUUGUGAUGUAAUCAGUCUUCAACCAGAAAUAAACAUGAUUUCU